This is a messenger RNA of Rhincodon typus (whale shark), 2087 nucleotides long. RefSeq names its product low-density lipoprotein receptor class A domain-containing protein 4-like. Gene Ontology annotation, biological process: negative regulation of transforming growth factor beta receptor signaling pathway. Gene Ontology annotation, cellular component: Golgi membrane; early endosome membrane. Gene Ontology annotation, molecular function: R-SMAD binding. The record is from RefSeq and is a predicted model, not a curated record. The transcript is spliced from 4 exons. The coding region runs from base 152 to 1000 and encodes 282 amino acids. NCBI's taxonomy places the organism in Eukaryota, Metazoa, Chordata, Chondrichthyes, Orectolobiformes, Rhincodontidae.
GUUAAUUUGUGGUCAUCACAGUCUCUGCCACAGCGUUUAAGUCUAGCACCUGAGUAUUGCGAUAUCUACAGUGCAUGCAGACAUUGUGAACUUCACACUGCCUCUGAAGUCUGGCUCAUUCUACUAUUAUAGCAUGUUUAAGUGCAGCUAGAUGUGUAUGGCUGAAUUCCACAUCUUGAUUAUGCAGAGUGAUGAGGUGAAUGUCACCAAUGUGAAGGUUACACAGUCAAAUAAAUGGAUUUGGGAAAAAGCUGAACAAGAACUCGUCAAGAUAAUCAUCAUUGUUGUGGCAAUGACAAUAAUGGUGGUCGUGAUCGUUUGCUUGCUGAACCACUACAAGCAUUUAACAAGGUCUUUCAUAAACCGACAGAGUCAGGCCAGGCAGCACGAGGAAGUUUUACAGCCUGAAGGGUGCCUAUGCUCAGCAGAUACCACAGUAUCUCAUCAUGGCGUUUCAGAGCUGAUGUAUACUCCAAGAUCAAGGGACAGAUUCACAGCCCCAUCAUUCAUGCAGAGGGAACGCUUUAGCCGCUUUCAACCCACAUACCCCUACAUGCAACAUGAGAUUGAUCUUCCUCCCACUAUUUCACUGUCAGAUGGAGAGGAACCUCCUCCGUAUCAGAGGCUGUGUACAUUGCAACUUCGAGAUCCAGAACAACAAUUGGAACUCAAUCGUGAGUCUGUCAGGGCUCCACCUAACAGAACCAUAUUUGAUAGUGACUUGAUCAAUGUCUCUAUGUAUAAUGGAGGACCAUGCCCACCAAGCAACAAUUCAGGCAUAAGUGCAACAAAUUAUAGCAGCAAUGGAAGGAUGGAAGGACCACCACCCACUUACAGUGAGGUCAUGGGUCAUUAUCCAGGGUCAGCAUUUUUCCAUCACCAGCACAACGUGCCUCCUUCAACACACAGGGACAGUGAACACCAUUUUCAGCAGGAUAGUGAAGACAGUACAAUUGUCCCAUUCAGAGGGAAGGACUUGAACGCAGGAAAAAUUGUUUAACUGCCUGUAUGGAUGUGUGAACUGAAACAGGUGUGACACCAUUGAGUUGCACUCCUGUGACACAUUGUUAUUGAGUGGGAAUUGUUUCAAUUUAGUAAAACCAAACAAAGUUGUUAACUUUCUUUGAGGAGUGCAUGAUAUAUUGAUUCUAACAGUAUAUAACUUCCACUUUGGCAAACUAGCAGCUUUUGGCCAACAGUUUUUGUAUCUGGAUUACUUCAUUUGAAAAAUUCUUAACACAGAAUUUCUGAUGUUAGCUUGUAGAUCUUUUUUGUAGUCACUGAAUUGCUGGAUGCAUAAGGCGUUUAAUGAUAACUGUACCAUUUUGGCCAGUUUUGUGAUAUUUUCAAACGGAAAAGAACUUUAAUUCCUUUGAGUGCCAAGACAAUAGAGUGGAAGAAAAAAUGCAAUGAACUAACUUGUUUGUGAAAAAAUUAAAUGUUGCACUAUUUUCUUGUUUGAGAAAAGGGGAAUUGCUUUAGGUGGAAAACUUUAACUGCCUUUACUUUGUUCCACAUAUGUGAAAAUAAGAGAGUUUCUAAGGAUGUAGGUAAAUUAGUUAGUGUUUUCAAUGCAUGGAGGUUGUUUGUCAAAAGAGAUUUCUGGUUGCACCCUAAUGCCUGUUUACACAGGAAAUGGAAAAUACAGGGACACAAAGUGUUAACUGUCAUUGCAAUAACUAUUAGGAACAUUAUGGUGAGAAUUUAUAUCUUGAAGUUCCCAAGAUGGAAGGUGGUUUCAAGCUCCAAAUUUGCAGCUAUUUAGAAUAUAUAGUGAUGCAUAAUUUCAACUGCUCAAAGACUACAGCAUAUUUGCACAUCCUUAACUUUAGGCUCACUGAAAUUAGUGAAAAGAAGUAGUGUAAAGUGGACUUUAUAGGGUAUCAUAUUAAGGGGUCUUCAUUUAAGUAUUCUCACAUUACAUUUGCAAAUGUCAAAACUGUUCGAUAACCGUUCAGUUCAUUAUACAUUCAGUCUAUAGAAAACAAACUUGAAUGCUUAAACUUGAAAGCUUGUGGUCAAAUCUAGAAAAAAUAGAUAAUAAUUUAGUUCUAGUUCAGUCAUAAUAUGCAGUGACUUUAAGGUUC